GGGGAUGAAGGAGGGAAAUAAUCAGUCUAUUCACGACAGCGAGGGUUGCAACAACUCUGGAUGAGAUCGACAAACACAUCUGGUUUGGACCAUGAGGAGCAUGUACAUCCGAGUGACUGUGUGCAUCAGAGCACAGGGCACCCGAGGGUCCAGAAAUCUGCUUUGUGGUGCUGCACCACAACGAGCUCUUUGUCUGACUGCAGCAGGGACGGUGGUAGAUGGAAAGUUAGAGGGGAGGAAAAGAGGUGAGAGUACGGGAGUUAGAAAGAGGGGUGUGGAUGGACGGGUGCGGAGCUUUGAGGAGAUCCCUCACACAGGUAGGAACGGCUGGGUCAACUUGGUGAAAUUCUUCAGAGAAGAUCGUUUCCGGCACCUCCACAAGCACAUGGAGAGGACCUUCAACGCCCUCGGCCCCAUCUACAGGGAGCAUGUGGGCACCCAAAGCAGUGUAAACAUCAUGUUGCCGUCUGACAUCGGUGAGCUUUUUCGCGCAGAGGGCCUGCACCCCCGACGGAUGACCCUGCAGCCCUGGGCAACACACAGAGAGAUACGUCAGCACAGCAAAGGAGUCUUCCUCAAGAACGGUGAGGAGUGGCGAGCUGACCGUCUACUGCUCAACAAGGAGGUGAUGAUGACUUCGGCAGUAAAGUGCUUUCUACCCCUGCUUGAUGAGGUGGCGAGGGAUUUCUGUCGAAUGCUGCGGGUGAGAGUGGACAGGGAGGGAAGAGGCGAGGAGCGGAAACGCAGUCUCACCCUGGAUCCCAGUCCUGACCUCUUCCGCUUCGCACUGGAAGCCAGUUGCCAUGUGAUCUACGGGGAGCGUAUUGGCCUCUUCUCCUCAUCUCCCUCCAUGGAGUCCCAGAAGUUUAUUUGGGCAGUGGAGGAAAUGCUGGCAACCACCCCUCCUCUCCUCUACCUGCCCCCUCGCCUGUUGCUCCGUGUUCGUGCCCCUCUGUGGACCAAGCACGCCAGUGCAUGGGAUCACAUCUUCAGCCAUGCGGAGGCGAGGAUCCAGAGGGGGUACCAGCGACUGUCAUCCUCCAAGGGUCUAGGGUCUAAGGCUGGAGCACCAGGAGCCCAGUACACCGGGGUCCUGGGCCAACUCAUGGGGAAAGGGCAGCUAUCUUUGGACCUCAUCAAAGCCAACAUCACAGAGCUGAUGGCCGGAGGGGUUGACACGACAGCAGUGCCCCUGCAGUUUGCUCUGUUUGAGCUGGGCCGUAACCCGGAGGUGCAGGAGAUGGUGAGGCAGCAGGUGAGGGCGUCAUGGGCUCAGGCUGGUGGUGACCCUCAGAAAGCCCUGCAGGGGGCGCCACUACUGAAAGGCACAGUCAAGGAGAUUCUCAGGUUAUAUCCGGUGGGAACCACAGUGCAGCGAUAUCCCAUCAAAGACAUUGUUCUUCAGAAUUACCACAUACCUGCUGGGACGAUGGUCCAGGCCUGUCUUUACCCUCUGGGAAGGAGUGCAGAGGUGUUUGAGGAUCCACUGCGCUUUCACCCUGGCAGGUGGGGAACCAGCAAAGAGGAAGGCCAAAGAGGAGAGGGGACAGGGUUUCGCUCCCUGGCGUUCGGGUUCGGGGCGAGGCAAUGUGUCGGGAGGAGGAUUGCUGAGAACGAGAUGCAGCUCUUGCUCAUGCAUAUCCUGCUGAGCUUCCAUCUCAGCGUGUCGUCCUCUGAGGACAUCAAAACCACAUGCACCCUCAUCCUGCAGCCCGAGACUCCACCAAGGAUCACUUUCAGCAAGCUCUGACAGACACACAGAGAAGAGAGUCGUGCAAUCAACAUUUAACAUGUUUAAUCACACAAUUCAGUGUUCAUCUUCCAAACAUAACCACCAGAUUUAUCAUGAUACUCACUGAAAUUUAUACUCAGCACCUUCAUAGAGCCUAAGAACUCAUAAUUCUGAUGAAUAAAGUACAAUUUUCCUCC
Molecule: messenger RNA, 1929 nt
Organism: Dicentrarchus labrax (European seabass)
Lineage: Eukaryota; Metazoa; Chordata; Actinopteri; Moronidae
Product: cytochrome P450 11B, mitochondrial
Exons: 9
Coding region: 92-1750 (552 amino acids)
Biological process (GO): C21-steroid hormone biosynthetic process; glucocorticoid biosynthetic process; cholesterol metabolic process
Cellular component (GO): mitochondrial inner membrane
Molecular function (GO): iron ion binding; heme binding; monooxygenase activity
Source: RefSeq, a predicted model, not a curated record